Messenger RNA from Fusarium sp. VM40, 990 nucleotides. Lineage: Eukaryota; Fungi; Ascomycota; Sordariomycetes; Hypocreales; Nectriaceae. The record is from the annotation of a GenBank genome assembly.
AUGUCUCAACAGUAUGACAAUCAACAGCCCGAGGAUUUUGUCAACCACGUUAGGGCUAUCGCAAUUGUUGGUGCAAGUGGCCAUGUCGGACACGCCUUUACUAGCCAGCUCCUCCAGACGGGAAAGCACACCGUGACGGCCAUCAGUAGGGUUGGUAGCAGUAGCGCCUUUCCCAAAGGAGUAAAAGUCGCUUCUGUCGACUACAAUAACCAAGAAUCUUUGGUUUCCGCCCUCAAGGGCCAAGAUAUGCUCGUCAUCACCUUGUCCCUCAAUGCUCCCCCAGACACCCACACCAAGUUUGUAAAGGCAGCUGCCGAAGCCGGUGUACCCUACGUUGUGCCCAACGUUCACAGCAUCAAUUUCUGGGAUAGUAAGGAGCUUCGCGAGGAUCUCUCUGUGGGGAACAAUAUCCUCGCCAACAUCGCUGAGGUAAAAGAACAUGGCCUUGUCAGCCUUUCCAUGUUUGAAGGUUUCUGGUACGAACAUAGCCUCCCUUUUGGACCUAUCACGUUGGGCAUAGACUUCACAAACCGCACGGCUCUGCUGUACGAUGACGGCAAGAAGGCCAUCAACAUCUCCACAUGGGUCCAAAUUGGGCGUGCAUUGGCUGCCCUAGCGAGCCUCAAAAGGCUCCCUGAAGAUGAUAAAGAUGACUCUCUGACUCUGGCUCGCUUCCAUGACCGACCAGUCUUCGUGUCCAGCUUCAAGAUCAGCCAGGCCGAUAUUCUGGAGAGCAUCAAAAGAGUCACGGCAACCAGCGACAAGGACUGGAAGAUCUCCUAUCAGUCAUCUGAGGAGCGCUACAAGGAAGGCCAGAAGGAAGUUGAGCAGGGGAACCAAUUGGGCUUCUUCAAGUCUUUGCAUGCCAGGGUGUUUUACCCCAGCGGUGACGCCGAUUUUGAGCCUGAUAACCAGCUAUUGGGCUUGCCGAAGGAGAAUCUUGACGAUGCUACCAAGCAUGCCCUUGAGUUCAUAGAGAAGAGCUCAUAA